GGUACAGUGCGACGUAAGAGGUUGCGGCAACCAUGGAGGGAGGAGGAGCCGGGGCUGGAGCCGCCGCCGCCGCCUGACUGAGGGGGACUCUCAUCUAUUGAUUAUCCUGAGGUGUUCUUCACCCUCUUUUCGCCCCUCUCCGUCGCCUCCUCGCCGGGUGAUGAAACAGGGACGGCAGAAAAGUCCCCGCCACUUGUAACGUGAGGGGGGCGAAAGCGGGCGGUCGUCGAGGGGCGACUCACCCCGGGAGGAGGGGGUGAUGGUGGCGGUGAUGUCGAGCGGUUUCACAGGUUAAAUGGAACCUGCCUUUGCAACCCUGAAGAUCCAGGCUGACUUGUGCACUGCAUAGCAGCUAUUCCAAAGGGACCACAGACAUGAGUGGAGGGGGCGAGCAGCCUGACAUAUUGUCAGUCAGUUUCCUAGUAAAGGAACGAUGGAAAGUGUUGAAAAAGAUUGGAGGUGGGGGCUUUGGUGAAAUCUAUGAAGCUGUAGACUUUUUGACCCAGGAGAAUGUUGCUCUCAAAGUGGAGUCAGCCCAGCAACCAAAGCAGGUUCUCAAAAUGGAAGUUGCUGUUUUGAAGAAACUACAAGGGAAGGAUCACGUUUGUAGAUUUAUUGGCUGUGGAAGAAAUGACCAAUUUAAUUAUGUUGUUAUGCAGCUACAGGGUCGGAACCUUGCAGAUCUACGACGCAGCCAGUCGAGAGGUACAUUUAGCAUCAGCACUAUUCUACGACUGGGAAAACAAAUUCUUGAAGCAAUAGAAAGUAUUCACACUCUGGGCUUCCUUCACAGGGACAUCAAACCUUCAAACUUCGCAAUGGGUCGUUUUCCGAGCACCUGUAGAAAAUGUUUCAUGCUGGACUUUGGUUUGGCACGACAGUUCACAAAUUCCUGUGGAGAUGUUAGACCUCCUCGGGUGGUGGCAGGGUUCAGAGGCACAGUGCGCUAUGCAUCAAUCAAUGCCCAUAAAAACCGGGAAAUGGGCCGACAUGAUGACCUCUGGUCCUUAUUUUACAUGUUGGUGGAGUUUGUCAUUGGGCAGCUACCAUGGAGGAAGAUAAAGGACAAGGAACAAGUAGGCCUAAUUAAAGAAAAAUAUGAUCACCGCCUUAUGUUGAAGCAUCUCCCACAAGAGUUUGCUUUAUUUCUGGACCACGUUCUCUGUUUAGAUUAUUUCACAAAACCGGAUUAUCAGUUGUUGAUGUCCGUGUUUGACAGCAGCAUUAAAGCACAUGGGGUUGUUGACAGUGAUCCUUUUGACUGGGAGAAAACUGGGAUGGAUGGAUCUUUCACCAUGAUAACCACCUCUACCACUCCUCAGCUACAUACACGGCAGACACCUGCUGCUCUUGGAAUCGCCAAUGCUUCACUGGUGCCAGGAGAUCUGAUGAAAGAAAACACUGAUGAGGUAUUGCAAGAUGAACAGCUCAGUGAUGGCGAGAAUGCUAUUCCAGGAGUUAUUUGCCCUGAAAGGAUGGCAGAAAUUCAAGGAUCUCAAAACCCACAAACUCCUUACGUUGGAGAGAAGGAUGUUUGGGAAGAAAUGGACAUUAACAGGAACAAAAUGAAGAUCUCUGGCUACAAGGGGGUCGCUGAAGAAGAGAGCAGUCAUGGUGCUGGAAAUGUACCUCAAAAUGGGCCAAGCCUGGGAUCCCCUGUGAAGGUGCGCUCUGAGACUUUGCAACCAGAUCGGGAUAUGCCAUUGUUAAGAAAGUUGAGAUCAAUUCACAGCUUUGAGUUUGAAAAACGUCUCACCUUGGAGCCAAAGCCUAGCACUGAUAAAUUCUUGGAAGCUUGUUCCACAAAGCUCCAGGAAGACUUAUUGAGGGACGUUGCUGCUUCUCAGCCUCGGAAAGCCUCUGCUGCUGCUCGUACUGACAGAGUGUGGCAUUUUGAUGAGGAAUACAUUCCAGACAGUACAAAACCAGUCUCUUUGGGGUCUCCUGAGCAUGGUGAUGGUGUUGUUAGCAAUGGCUUUGUAGCACUCAAUUUAAGCUCCUGCAGGCAGGAGGUUGACUCCAAGGAGUGGGUCAUUGUGGAUAAAGAACGUGACCUCCAGGAUUUCAGGACAGACGGACGUCAGAGCCAGAAAUUAACCAGUCCAACUGGACGAACAGAUGAUGAGGAGCCAGAAGUCCUUGCAGAAGAUUCUCCUCAGGCUGAAGGAUUAAAGUUGGUCGAAGCCAUUUCAAGCAAAAGCAUGGGAUGUCCAAGGUCACCAGAAGCAGAGAGAGAGCAGCUGAACACAACUCAUUUGCCACAUCCCAACACUCCAAGGAAGCAGUGUCCCUUCCGAUCCCCGAGCCCUGUAGCAUUGUUAUCCUCUGAUUCGGAUCCACUUCACAGGAAGCAGUCAGAUUUGCACAGGAGCCAGUCAGCUGAGAACAAUUCACGCUCCCCUGGUCGCAGGCAGCUACCUUUCAUUCCAGGCAACACCAAGCUGCCUUCUGUCAUUCGCAUCUCCAAAGCUCAGCUCCAACAGAUAACAGCGUCUAAGCCUGCAGUAACACCAACUCAUGCUGCCUCUGUGGUUGCAGAGCGCGAUGAGCAGAGAGAGACUGAUCAACAUGCAGUAGAAAACACCAUUGAUCAAAAACAGCAAGCCCAUUUUCCGGAAGAGAAAUCAAGGCCAACUGUGGCAGUGCAUGGCCCCUUGUGUAAUGGUACCUUCAGUGCUGACCUUAAACUAGAACUGGACAUAGACACAAUUCAAAGGGAAGAGGCUAUCAGGACUGGUACAGUAGGAAGCAGUAACCAAGGUGAGAUAAUUGCAAAAACUAGUGUUCAUUCUGAGCACAACAGAGAUGACUCUCUCAAUUCAGCUCAAGAAGCUGAACGUAAAGACGGUCAAAUGAUUUCUGGGGAUGGAGGAAGUCAGCCUGAUGAAGGGCAGUACUCUUCAGGUGAAAGUGAACCCUUGGAGAAGCAACUACAAAUAGGUGGUGAAUGUUUGCCAUCAGCACAACUAGGGAGCUUGAGUUCUGUGCAAAAGCAUGAAGAAAUUAAAUCAUCUGAUCAUUGUUUAAAUGAUAUUAUAGCCAGCCCAGCUGCAGCUGGUGAAGUGCUUUCAAUUAGAGAGGACGAUGCUUUGUCUAAGUCAAUGGAGUAUACAAAGCUUGUAAUGGAUGGGCUGAAAGAUAAACUUCAUGACCAAGAAGAAAAUGGCUUUUAUAAGUAUAUUGAAGGUGAGACAGAUAAGGAACAACCUGCUAGCGUUUCGUAUGAAUGUGUAAAGAAAUUGCUUCAUGCUGCAGUAUCGGAGCAAGAGCACUGUGCCAAUAAUGUUGGAAAUGAUGGGUGUGAAAUAGGUUACAUUUCUGAGAUGAUGCAGAGAAAGAUUCAGGAACAGAACAACCUUUCAGAACUAAGUGGAUUCAGAAAUGGAGAUUUGAUUCACAUCUUGACAGUUGGUGAUAAUUCACUCCAUCCCAAGAAGGUUGAAGGCAAACCGUCCCUUCUCCGGCAAAGUCGUAUCCCAGUCCUCGCAUCUGAUGCAGAAAUAAUUUCUGAGUCUUCAGCUCCUGUCUCAGCUAAAGAGAAACUACUUCAAAAGAAGGCUCAUCAAACGGACUUAACAAGACAGUUAGCUGAAAAGAGACAACACACGCUCAGAACGUCCCUUCUGGGUGAUCUGUCAUCUACUUCUGAGAAGUCUGCAGAAGAGAAAAUGUCUGUCCCGUCAAUGACUUUGUCAGACGAUGGAACCCCUUCUGGACCUCCGUUAAAACCUGGAACAGAACAGCAAUCGGGCAAACAGACUGAUGAGGACUCUCUUCUAACCAGUCUUCAGUCCCGGAGAAGUAAAAUACCAAGACCGGUUUCAUUGACCAACACCGAACAAACCCCUACUUCAACCUCAACUCAAUUAGUCCCAAGGCCACCUCCAGGCAAGCCUCCAACUCGACCCAGUGUGGAGGUCCGGUUACGGCGAUACAGAGUUGUUGGAAGUGGUAGCUCCGAUUCUGACCUACUAACCCAUCUUGCUCAAAUCCUUCAAAAUGGAUCCCAAAAGACCCGAAGCUCCCCACAAUCCAAAAGCCCACAGUCUCCUCGCAGUCCCAAAACUCCACCCAAAAGUCCGGUGAUCCCCCGACGGAGUCCUAGUGCUUCACCCAGAAGCACCUCGUUGCCGCGCACUGCUAGCUCCUCCCCUUCACGUGGCCGCCCAUACACAGACCAGAGAAGCUCGUCGCCACAUUUUGCCAGAAGCCGCUCUCCUCCCAGUUACUCUGGGUCCUCGCCCUCCCGGAGAAGCUUCUUGCAGGAGCAUGGCUGUGGUAAACAGGGUAAAAAUAGCUUGAAGGGACCUGGGAGUCCUCACCACUUGUGUCAAAGUAAAUCCAUGAAGGGAAAGUGCUCAGGCAGAGAUGGCAAAAUAUCCAGUAAACUCAGCAGAUAAUAAUUUCUACAGUAUCUCUCCACCUGUUCUCCUGUUCCCCCACCCUCCUCUCUCUCCCCUCCCCCAGCCCCUCUCUCUCCCCUCCCCCACCCUCUGCUUCUCUCUCUCUCCCCUCCCCCUCCUCCUCUCCCCUCCCCCUCCUCCUCUCCCCUCCCCCUCCUCCUCUCCCCUCCCCCUCCUCCUCUCCCCUCCCCCUCCUCUCUCUCUCUCGCUUUCUCUCUCUUUCGCUUUCUCACUUUCUCUCCCUCUCUCCUGUGUUAAAUGUUGCUCCAUCUUUUAAAAUAUCUGCUACUGGACAGGAUGUUUGUGAUUUUUGAACAGGUACUGCUUUGUAUAAAAUUAAUCUAUCGCACAGGAUGUUGGGUAAACUCUGUGCAAUAUGCUGCUAGGUUUUAUUUUGGCUUCUGCUGCCUUGAGCUACUUGAGUAGGAUAUACUAGGCCAAUACUUCCAUCUUUAUCUUGUGUACAGUGUCCUCCUCCAAAACUUAACCUGUCCUUGUGCCAUUUUCAAUUGAGGGAGACCUCAGGAUCGUAAUUAGAAGAAAGGCUGCUGUAGUAUUUUCAAUCGCCAAUGUUUUUGCCAUCUUUUUAUGAAAAUGUCAACUGUGAGUUUUUUUUUAAUGUACAGGCUGUCUAGAUAUAAAUAAAAUUUAAUUUAAGUAACUGAAUUGAUUCAGGAUUCAUAGGAAGUAGUUAAAAUCAAAGUAGUUGAAAGACCAGAGUGCAUAUGUUUGUUGCAUACUGACAUCUGACAUGAGUAGUGUAGUUUUCCUGUUUUGUAAUUGUCCUAUAGAAUUAGAAGGCAAAAUCUCGAAUUACCUCUGUUAAAAGGAUAUAAAAUACUAGUUCUUUGAAAAUGGGCAUGAAUAGUGAUGUGACGUUGGGUUAGGAAGGUGUUGGGAUGGGGCGGGUAGAAUGCUGGGGGCAGGUGGGGAAUGGGGUGUUCAAAAAGCCUCUUCUUUUCCAUUAUUCUAAGUCUAGUCCCAACAGCGCUAGGCUCAAUAGCAACUUCAGAUGUAACUCCUUCUUUCUAACAAAAAUGGGGAAACCUCUGCUUUAUGUGUUUACCAACCUACUUUCCUUGUAACCACUGUGAUAUCAGACAUCAUGCAAACACAUAAUCAAGAGGAGGAAAAUUAAUGAGCCGUUGAUUUGGUAGUGAUAAAUCAACAAAAGAAAAUUAAGACAAAGUAUUUUAUGCGCAAUAAUUUUGCAUAAACUAAUACCAAUUAGCGUUUGAGUACCAUGUGCCUGUCUAAAAAAUGUUAAUGUAUCUUGACUAUAUAUUACUUUGCUGCCAAGGCAAGAAUCUCUGGUUGAAGGAAAAAGAGUUUCUUAAAAGAAACUUGUCAUGCGAAGCCUGUUUGUUAAAUGGAAAUCAUUUCGGCUAUCACUUUUUGCUAGCUUUCAGUGGGGUUCAGUUAUUUAACGUGUAAUAUUUUCCAUCUGUAUUGUAACGUGCUAGGUAAAUUAAAGAUUUAAGCUUUUCAACGACCAGCUUAAAUGCUUAAAAACAAAUUGAAGCCCUGUUUUAUGGUUUGUAUAUUGUAUUGUAAAUGUUAACAAUAACUGCAUGUCACUUGGUAAUAUAUAUUUAUUAAUUUCAUAUGAAUUAAACAGGCUGUAAGAUUGUUUUGCAUGCCUGAAUGCUAUUUACUUUACAGUUUUUCCCCUGCAUGCAAAACCUUAGUGUCGUAAUGGGGAACAUGCACUAUCAAGAUAAAACUUAAAAAAUGAGCUUCUUUAAGGUGUGAAACAGCAGAGGUGUUGGGUUUGUUAAUCCCACAGGGGCUAUAAUUGUAUCAGGAAGGAGAAUAAAUAGGACAUUUUUCUGUAAUUAAACUGUAAAGGCAAAAAAAAGUAAUACACAAAAAAUGCCAACCAAGUUAUUGUUUAUCCUGAGUGCCCAGUAGGUGUACAGCUGUUAACCCUUUAGCAUGGGCAUUUUAAACCUGCAAGUAUCCUUUUUUUGAUUUCCCUUGAACACAGUAUUUCAGUGCUUGCCCUUAUCAUGUAGUUCUCUUCCAAACAAAAUGUCAAAGAGUCUGUAGUGUUUGUCAUAGUUGUUUUCAAAAGGGAAAUUUUUAUAAAAAUCUAACAAAGUUGGGGUGGGGUGGGGGGCUGCGGGAGUCUUUGACAAAACAGAAGUUCUCUACUGUGGCCACAAUAGGAACUAUGGCAGCUUUAACCAAGUUUGGUAAGGUUAGUGCAGCAGGGAUGGAAUAGUGUUACUUCCACUGAAUUCAAAUAGAGGAUGCAGCAUCAUGCACCUACUCAAAGUGAAAUUACUGCACUUUUAAACCUGUAGACUGAAGUGACUCUAGAUUAAUAAUGUUAUCACUCAUAUGUAUGUAAUCUAGGCUAAUGAUAUAACAUGUAAAUUUAUGUCAAUGUAAUGUUCAAACAUGAGACAGUAAAGCUUUAUGCAUGCAUUCAUUAAAUUAAUCUGAAGUCAUUUCAAACUUUGUAUUUUAUGUUAAUAAUUAAGAGACAAGGAGUUACCAAAUUGCUGACCUUCCUCAGUCUGUCCACUUUAGCUACCUUGAGCUUUACGUACAAAUUGUGUGCACUGAAAGACUAAAUUGGCCAUGACUCUAGCAAAUGGUUGCAUUCAAGGUGCUAAAAGAUUUUUACGAUUUUUUUUGUGGCACCAAUUUCCUUUGACAAUAUUUCCUUCACUCCUGUUGGGCUUGUUGUUCAACGGCUCAUGGGAAUAUAUAAUCUGAUUUACAUAAGAUUUUUUAAAAAUGUGAAUGGAAAUUGGGCUCCAUGCAGGUCAAUCAAACUUCCUUCCUGGUAGAAGAUUGUACAUAAAUAAACUGCAUUGCUCAAGAUAUGGGCAUCAUGGCUACAUAAUAUGAAGAGGUGCAGAUACAAAAGGCUUUGCUAUUAUCAAGUAUCUAAAAGUUUCUAAGCUCUUAAGCUGAAGAAUAGAUUGCUAGGUGUUUCAUGUGGUGAUUUCUAUUCAUUGUCUUUGUAGUUAAAAGAAUAAUAUUUCCAAACUUAAAUUGCAUCUACUAGAUACUUUGAAUUUCAUUGCACAACUUGAAAGGAUGGGAAAUAAAGAUUUUAAUGCCUUUUAUGCUACUUUUGAUUAUCUUGGCCAAGAAUUGUGAUCUGUUUUAUGGAGCCCUAUUUAGCAUCAACAUAAUACUUUACAAAAGCAACAAUGAGUAUGAAAUGGUCUGGCAGGUUUCAUAGUCUGCAGAGUAUAUGCAGAUGAACAAAUGACAUACAUCAUUUGAAGGUAGGGUGUACAUAAAGAUGUAAUUAUUUAAGUUCUUUGAUUUGUAUCAUAUCAAAGCCUUGUACAGUGUUUUAUGUUGUGUUCUAAAAUUAUUUUGUAUUUUAUUUUUAUAAACCAGUAAAAUAAAAUAUUCACUAAGCAUGCCAACAUGUCUUGUGUAUUCCAAUAAAAAAAAGGCUGACAAAUAAUGGAUUGUUUUUAUUUUAUUAACCCCCCCCCCCCCCAAAUAAUCUUUGUCUCCUGUACUCAUUUGAUUUGUGUUUUGAAGGGCAUUUAUCUGUGGUAUGGAAAUCUAACUAUAAAGCCACUAAUUUAAUGACCCAUCUUCUUUCAACCAUCCAAAUAAAAAUGAAUUGAUUAA
Pristis pectinata (smalltooth sawfish) is the source of this 8009-nucleotide messenger RNA. Its product is annotated as tau-tubulin kinase 2-like. Gene Ontology annotation, biological process: signal transduction; peptidyl-serine phosphorylation; cilium assembly. Gene Ontology annotation, cellular component: ciliary transition zone; nucleus; ciliary basal body. The transcript has 16 exons. The coding region runs from base 375 to 4400 and encodes 1341 amino acids. Gene Ontology annotation, molecular function: protein serine/threonine kinase activity; ATP binding. NCBI's taxonomy places the organism in Eukaryota, Metazoa, Chordata, Chondrichthyes, Rhinopristiformes, Pristidae. The record is from RefSeq and is a predicted model, not a curated record.